Stomoxys calcitrans (stable fly) is the source of this 7566-nucleotide messenger RNA. It is a transcript of the gene Dcr-1, whose product is annotated as endoribonuclease Dcr-1. The record is from RefSeq and is a predicted model, not a curated record. Gene Ontology annotation, biological process: pre-miRNA processing; apoptotic DNA fragmentation; siRNA processing. Gene Ontology annotation, molecular function: ribonuclease III activity; protein binding; RNA binding. NCBI's taxonomy places the organism in Eukaryota, Metazoa, Arthropoda, Insecta, Diptera, Muscidae. Bases 112 to 7410 code for a protein of 2432 amino acids. Gene Ontology annotation, cellular component: cytoplasm; nucleus; RISC complex. The transcript is spliced from 10 exons.
UUUGUUUAUGUUCAGUCGUCAUAUUUCAUUGAUCCAAAACAACCCGAAAAUAGUGCAAUUUGUCAAUUUUCAAGUUUUUAGUGAUCAUUUAACAAUUCCAUUGGAUCCACCAUGUCCUUCCACUGGUGUGAUAAUCUGCAUACAGCAGUUUUUAGUCCUCGGGACUAUCAAAUAGAACUACUGGCUGCAGCAUUCGAACGCAACACAAUGAUUUGUUUGGGCCACAAAUCUGCCAAAGAAUUUAUUGCGUUAAAACUUUUGCAAGAGUUGAGACGAGAACAACGCCGCUCUUCGCUCAAUAACAAAAUAAGUGUUUAUCUCAGCUCCAAUAAUGCACCGGCAAUGUUUACCAUGCUACAGCACCUAACCGACUUGAAGGUGUUUCAGGAAACCACAACGAAUGUUAUUGAAGAGUUGACACAAGGAUUCAAUGUUUACAUUUUACACCCGAAAACAUGUCUGCGAUUGUUGAGGAAAGACAACCUCAAGCUCAACGAAAUAUUUCUUAUGAUUUUGGAAGAUUGCCAUCAGGAUAGUGUCCAUAAGGAAAUACGCCAUAUAUUUCUAGAGUUUUACAAAACCAAUUGUUUGUCCAAAAUGCCAAAAGUAUUGGGUUUAGCAGGUCCCCUGCAUAGUGCUGGCUGCCAGUUAGCAGAACUGUCGGCUAUGCUCAAUAGCCUGGAGAAGACGGUACAAUGCAGAACGGAAACAGCAAGUGAUAUUGUGACGGUGUUAAGGUACUGUGCAAAACCUUUUGAAUAUAUAGUGCAAUGUGCCCCUUACAAUCAAGAUGAUCUAUGCUAUGUGCUGCAGGAUGUGUUGCUGACACGUAAAGCUUUUCUCAAUGACCAUCGCUAUGAUCCAUUUGAAAUAUAUUGUACCGAUGAAUUUUUUGAAGAACUCAAAGACAUUCCAGAUCCUAAAAAAGAGCCUCUUGAGUUUCUCGACACCAUGCUGCAGGUCUUAAGAGAAAUGGGUCCCUGGUCCGCAGAUCGUGUUGCGUUUAAUAUGUACCAAAGAAUAGAGAAGCAAAAGAUUAAAACACCACAUGAGCGGCAUUAUAUACUCUUAUGUUUGGUUAAUACGGCUUUGUUAGAAGUACAUUCCAUAUGUGAGCAAAAUUUUCGCAAAUUUAAGAAUAAUCAUAAAGACUGUGUUGAGUCCCAUUCGAGUCCAAAGGUAUUACGACUAUUGGAGGUAUUGCGUCUCUUCAAACCUGAAGACAAUUCCAGCAAAAAUGACACCAUAAAAAGAAUAAGUAUAGAACUGGAUCAAAUGGACUUUCAAAAACUAUCGCGGAUACUUGAGACUAAAUGUCAUAGCGUUGAACAAGCUGUGGAGAAGCAACAAUUGGAAAGUCGUUCAAUAGUGGAGAAUUUGGAUUCCAUAGUGAAGCCGGAAUUCCAAGCCAAGUUAAGUGCAGAUUUGAGUGAAAAUGAAAAUAAAACCCAAAUGUCUUCCAAAAAAGUUGAUGAAGCGUCCCAAAUCAAUAGCUCUGCAGCAGGUACUACUCAUCGUCAUUCAAAUCAUAAUCGUCAAAAACGUAGACCUUUUCGUCGUCAUAAUCGUGAUCACAACGAUGGUGUGGACACAUUGUGUUCCAUCAUAUUUUGUAAUUCCAGUUUUACAGCUCGAGUGCUUUUUGAGCUUUUGGCAGAAAUGAGCAGACAUGAUGCUGAUUUGAAAUUUAUAAAAUGUCAAUUCACUACUGAUCGAGUGGCUGACCCCAUAACUGAGCCCAAAGAGGCGGAGACAGAGCAUAGACGUCAAGAAGAGGUGCUCAAACGAUUUCGCAUGCAUGAUUGUAAUGUGCUAAUUGGUACUUCAGUUCUGGAGGAGGGUAUUGAUGUGCCCAAAUGUAAUUUGGUGGUACGUUGGGAUCCUCCCACCACCUAUCGUAGUUAUGUACAGUGCAAGGGAAGAGCGAGGGCUGUACCAGCCUACCAUGUGGUAUUGGUGGCCGCAGAUGAAGAUCUUACUAACCAUAAUCUACAAGCCAUUAACGAACAAUUGACAGACAAAAGUCAUCGAUUGCUAUGUGGUCUGCCACAAGAUCAAGAGAGUCUGCUAACCGAUACGGAACAAUCAAAUGAUGAGGAUAAUGAUGACGACAGAAAAAUCAAUGGGGUUUCCACUAAGCAAAAAUUUGUGUACGGCUCAAGUAAGGGAACCAUAAAAAUUUUAAAUCCCGAAGUGAUAACCAAUAAACAUCCUUCCAAACCCUCCGCUGGCAGCAAUAUUGUUCUAAAGGAGAUUAAAGAAAUUGCACCAGCUAUACAAAACGUUGGUAAUGGGGAAAUAUCUCUAAAGCCUGUGGAAGAGCUAGAAACCAUGAAGUCGGCCGGCAGUACAACUGAAAACCACUUUGAGCGGGAACCACAACCCAACAAAGCCACUAAUAAUGCAAUUAAUGAACCGGAAUUAGAUUCCAAUAACACUUCCACCGAAUCUGUGAUAGAAUCGAACGCACACUAUGAAGUGUAUAAUUUAGAUAUGCUGCUUGAAGAGAAAAAUCCAACAAAUAUAGAAAAUAUAACUAAAAUUGUGUCCGAAGUAACAAAAGAAAUGCCCAGCAUGAGGGAUUCUAAUGUAGAAGAGAGCAGCCAGGUUUUGAAUGCCAACAAACAGCAAGAAAAUACCAUAGAAGAGGUAUCUAAAGUUAUAAAGGACUUUGAAGUUUUUGAUUUGAAUGAACUCUUAAAAGACGACAAGAUUAGCGAAAAGCAAGAACCUAUUGUCGCUGGUGGGCAACCCCAACAAGAUGAAAAAAUGAACAACUCUCCAAAAAAGAUCAAAGAACAAAAAUAUUUCCAAUGUUUACUGCAUGACCAAGAAACGGAGAUACAAGACUCUGGAUAUUUAAAUAGCUUAGAUGAAAUGUAUAGAUUAGAAAAUGUAAAAGCCACUACGAAUGCUAUUGUCAAACAAAUGGCCGAAUAUCGAGAAAUUGAAAAGAUGCUUUUACAAAACUGUGCCAAUACCGAACCUGCCGACAAUGAACACAAAGAAGCCGAUGUAUUUAAUAACUGCAUUAAACCCUACAAACCUUUGGCCAAGUUACUAACUGGAGCCUAUGUUGAUCUCAGCAAUUCCAUAGCCUUAGUGAAUAAGUAUUGUGCCAAACUACCAAGUGAUACAUUUACAAAACUUACUCCUUUGUGGCGAUGUGCGCAUACCGUACGCAAUGGCACCACCAUGUUUCAGUACACUUUAAGGCUGCCCAUUAAUUCUCCCCUGAAAUAUGAUAUUAUCGGCUUGCCCAUGCCAACGCAUGUGUUGGCACGACGAAUGACGGCCCUACAGGCUUGCAUAGCUUUGCAUAAAUCCGGUGAACUGGAUAACAAUCUUCAGCCAAUUGGUAAGGAGGGCUUUCGGCCAAUCGAAGAAGAUUGGGAAAAUUUUGAUCUCGAGGAGCAGGAUGAAAAAAUUGUACAAGAAAAUGCAGAACCCAGACCGGGUACGACCAAGCGACGGCAGUAUUAUUACAAACGGAUUGCUUCAGAGUUUUGCGAUUGCCGCCCAACGCCUGGUUUGGAAUGUUUUCUCUAUUUGUUGGAUCUCACCCUGCAGUGUCCCAUACCUGAAGAACAAAAUACAAGAGGACGUAAAAUAUAUCCACCUGAGGAUGCCUUUCAAGCUUUUGGUAUUUUAACUUUAAAGAAAAUACCUAAAGUUAGUUCGUUUCCCAUAUUCACUCGUUCCGGAGAGGUUAAAGUCUCAUUGGUGCUGCAUCCCAAACGGGUAGUGCUAACCGAAGCGAACAUAGCUUGCAUCAAUACAUUCAUCAAUUACACAUUCACCAAAGUCUUGAGACUGAAGAAAUUUUUGAUGCUCUUCGAUCCCGAAUCGACGGAGAAUUGUGUUUUCAUAGUGCCCACUGUGAAAACCGAAGAUAACAGUGGCAAAGUUAUAGACUGGAAAUUUUUAGAGUUGAUAGAGCAAAAUGCUAAUAUGAUGCCAACACCGGUGCCAGAGGAGACACGUCAUGCAACCAAGUUUUCAGCAGACAAAUUCAAGGAUGCUGUUGUUAUGCCCUGGUAUCGUAAUCAAGAUCAACCCCACUAUUUCUAUGUGGCCGAAAUAUGUCAUCAACUAUCGCCACUUAGUAUAUUUCCAAGUCGAAAGUAUAAAACAUUCAUGCAUUAUUACUAUUUAAAAUAUGGACUGAAGAUACAUCCCAAACAGCCGCUCUUAGAUGUGGAUCACACAAGUGCUCGUUUAAAUUUUCUGACACCACGCUAUGUGAACCGCAAGGGCGUUGCACUGCCUACCAGUUCGGAGGCCACAAAAAGGGCAAAGCGUGAAAAUCUAGAAUUGAAACAAAUACUGGUGCCAGAACUUUGUACUGUUCAUCCAUUUCCUGCCUCUUUGUGGCGCACUGCUGUAUGUUUACCCUGCAUUUUAUAUCGCAUCAAUGGUUUGUUGUUGGCAGACGAUAUACGUAAAAAGGUGGUCAGGGACAUGGGUCUUGGUAAACCAGAACUACCAGAAGACAAGGAAUGGCCUAUGCUGGAUUUUGGUUGGAGUCUCAGUGAUGUGUUAAAAAGGUCCAAAAUUCAAAAGAUUCCACCUCCUGGAGAGGAGAAAGUGAAAUGCGAGGCCUCGAAAAAAGACAAGGAAACGACUGCCGAUGAAAAAAAGACUACUAUAACAACUCAAAGCAAUGAUGAAGAAGUCCUUAAUCUUGGCGGUGCCAAAACUGUGAAUGAAAUUGUCGAAGAUGCUGAACGAAAGCUUCUUGAGGAAGGUGCUGGCUUUGUUGAAAUCGGUACCUGGUCAAAUGAUAUGGCGAUGAACCUUGAAUAUAAAUAUCGCAAUUCAGAUAGUGAGGAAGAUGAAUAUGAUGAACUAUUAGAUGGAAUUAUACCAGCCCAAGUAAAACUGUGUGGAAAAUCUGUAAGAGCAACCUCACCAACAUUCGUUGACAUUCAAUUAGAUGCGGAAGAUAAUGGCGAAAAUGCAUCGCCACAGUUUAAAUAUUACGAUUCCGAUGAAUCGUAUGCCGAGUCCAGUUUUGCUAGCGAUGCUGAAAUGAUGGAUGAUGAUUUUGGUGUGGACGAAGACAUAUGGAUGGAUGUUGAUGAUAUUGUAUUGACCUCUAAAAAUGAAGCCGAAACCAUAGAAACAGAAAAAGAUAUAGAAAAACUGAACAAACAAUUGUCCAUAAUACAAGAUACCAAAGCGAAUGAACGCAACUAUCAGGAAACCAAAAACUUGCAGGUGGGUUAUAAUUUUCCCGAGGUAAAAGCACAAAUCGCCGAAAAGCUAAGGGAUUCCAUCAAAGACUUUAGAAAAUCAACUAAACAAUUUAUAGAGGAUAUACAGAGUUCGGGUAUGCUGGUGGAGUACAAUCAGUCAAUUAAAUUGCCUGAGAAAAAAAUGGCAAAUGGCCCCUCAAAGGAGUCGCCCCAAAUGCCUGAACUAAGUUUGGAAAGAUAUAAAAGACUUAUACUCCAUAUCCAUGAGAAUGAAUUAAAAAUUAAAGAAAUUCUAAAGGAAGGCACAGCAAAACAUCUUUUGGAUGUGGAAACUCUACAAGCUUUAAAUAAAAUCUAUACCCAAGAACAUCCCAAUGAAGUGUUCAUUGUGGAAGGUUGUGGAGAUGUAUUCGAUAGUUUCAAUGACAUCAUCAAUAUGCAGGUUGGAGAAAAUGGUGAAAAAUGCAUUGCAUUAGACUUUGAUAGCCAAGGAAAGGAAUAUCACGUGGAAUUGUGCAAAUACGAAGCAAAGAUCUCGAAGCAAUAUCCUGCCCAUAACUUUAGUUUUGAUUAUCAACCAGACCUGUUGACGCAUCCCGGUCCCAGUCCCAGUAUAAUUUUAACUGCCCUCACAAUGUCCAAUGCCAACGAUGGCAUUAAUUUAGAAAGACUUGAAUGUAUUGGGGAUUCCUUCCUAAAAUAUGCCAUUACCACUUACCUCUAUAUAACCUAUGACAAUGUGCACGAGGGCAAACUUAGUCAUCUACGUUCGAAACAAGUGGCGAAUUUAAAUCUUUACCGUUUGGGAAGGCGAAAACAAUUGGGGGAAUAUAUGAUUGCAACAAAAUUUGAACCCAAUGAUAACUGGCUGCCACCCUGCUAUUAUGUGCCCAAAGAGUUGGAAAAGGCUUUGAUUGAAGCCAAAAUACCACCACACUAUUGGAGUUUGGUGAAUUUGGUGAAUAUAAAAAAACUAACAAAUGCCGAGAUAUGUGAGUUGGUGCGGCAAAAGGCCGAAGAGUGGGGUUGUAAUAUUGCGGAUACCGAUGACUCAGCUGAUAUAAAUGGUUCAAAAUUAGAUUAUGAAUGGGAUGAUCCGAAAAAUCUACCACAUGAAUUUUCCUGCUUCAUUCCCUACAAUUUGGUGUCUCAGCAUAGCAUCCCAGAUAAAUCUGUUGCCGAUUGUGUGGAAGCCUUGAUAGGAGCCUAUCUCAUUGAGUGUGGAUUGCGAGGAGCACUUUUGUUUAUGGCAUGGCUGGGUAUACGAGUUAUACCAUUUGAACGAGUGCCUUAUGAUCCCAAAAUGCCUCGAGUUCCAGGUAGCACUUUGCCCGAUGCCGAUAAUAUGAUAACAGUGUACGGUGCAUGGACUCCUCCCAAAUCACCGUUACUACACUACACUCCCAAUGCAAGAGAUGCACUUGAUGCUCUGCUGCAAGGCUAUGAAGAAUUUGAGAAUAUUUUGGGUUACACAUUUCGAGAUCGUUCGUAUUUGCUACAAGCAAUGACGCAUGCCUCAUAUACACCAAAUCGAUUGACCGAUUGUUAUCAGCGUUUGGAAUUCCUGGGCGAUGCGGUGUUGGACUAUCUAAUUACCAGGCAUUUGUAUGAGGAUCCCAGGCAACAUUCACCAGGAGCUCUGACAGAUUUACGUUCAGCUUUAGUUAAUAACACCAUAUUCGCUUCGUUGGCUGUAAGACAUGGCUUCCAUAAAUAUUUCCGACACUUAUCUCCCGGCCUAAAUGAGGUUAUAGAUCGAUUUGUGCGUAUACAAACCGAAAAUGGUCAUAGUAUAAGCGAAGAGUAUUAUUUACUAUCGGAAGAAGAAUGUGACGAUGCCGAAGAUGUGGAGGUACCCAAAGCCUUGGGUGACGUUUUCGAAUCUGUAGCUGGCGCUAUAUUUUUGGACUCCAAUAUGUCCUUAGAUGCUGUGUGGCAUGUAUAUUACAAUAUGAUGCGACCAGAAAUAGAACAGUUCAGCAAUUCAGUGCCAAAAUCACCCAUCAGAGAAUUGCUGGAACUUGAACCUGAAACUGCCAAAUUUGGCAAACCUGAAAAACUUGCUGAUGGCCGCCGUGUUCGUGUCACAGUCGAAGUGUUUUGCAAGGGUACAUAUCGUGGCAUAGGUAGAAACUAUCGCAUUGCCAAAUGUACUGCUGCCAAAUGUGCUCUACGUCAAUUAAAGAAAAAGGGGCUAAUUGAAAAACGUUAGAUGUCCCUUUCUUCUAUCUAAAUUUUAAAUUGUGCAUACAUUUAUUUUCUUGUGAGUGUAUUAUGUAGUUAGAUUGUGUACACAUAAACUUUGUCAUUUGUCUAGAUCUUUUUAAAUUGGUUUUGUCAAUAAAACUGCAGAUUUUUCAUAUUUAUA